AUGACGACAAACACCUCUCCUCACAUACCCUACAUAAAACAAUGCCUCGCCCUGGCGGAACAAUCUCCCCCGAGACCCACCAACUUCCGAGUCGGCGCAGUUCUGCUAUCCCGAAAAGACAACGAUCCCACCUUCACAGACGACCGGAUCCUCUCGACAGGGUACACAAUGGAGCUAGCAGGUAACACACACGCAGAGCAAUGCUGCUUCGCCAACUACGCCGCAGUGCACAAGAUACCCGAUUCUCAAGUGGGGGAAGUCCUCCCCAUUGAGCCCGGCCGCAAGCUCAUCAUGUACGUGACAAUGGAACCGUGCGGGAAGCGGCUGUCUGGGAAUGCGCCGUGUGUGCAGCGCAUCACGCAGACGACAGAAGGUGGGCGAGAGGGGAUCCAUAAGGUUUAUUUUGGCGUUAAGGAGCCUAACAAAUUCGUCGGCGAGUCUGAGGGGUGUCGGAUGUUAACUCAGGCGGGCAUUGAGUGGGAGCAUGUCGGUGGGUUGGAGAAGGAGAUCUUGACAGUUGCUUUUACGGGGCAUGAGAAUGCGCAGGAGGAGGUUAGAGCUGCAUUGGGGGAGAAAGAGACUAUCAUUGAUGAUGUCAGUGCUGAGGAGAGAAAGAGGCAGGAGACGAUGCCGAGGAAUCCGAUGAAGAGGAUGAUGGAGGGGGAUCAGCAUAUCUAUCUAUAG
Messenger RNA from Penicillium digitatum Pd1, 684 nucleotides. RefSeq names its product putative DRAP deaminase. Lineage: Eukaryota; Fungi; Ascomycota; Eurotiomycetes; Eurotiales; Aspergillaceae. The record is from RefSeq and is a predicted model, not a curated record. Gene Ontology annotation, molecular function: catalytic activity.